UUGUAAUUUUCCCAGACAUAUUAUUACACAACUUUACCUUCCCAAUCAGGCUUAUUCUUUCCAAUUUGGCAACAGCUUCGUCUUCACAAAACUCCCGAGUUCCCAACUGAAACUGACUCACCGAGUGACAAAGUCGAACUCAGUAAACCAACGAAAUAGCUUUCAUGACACUGCCUCGGCCUUUGCUCUCAAAACCCAUUAGAACAGUACCACCUCCACCUUUACCAUCAUCCUUCAACAAAACUGCAAAACUGAGUCCAAAUUUGAAUAGGGUCUCUGGGUUUAGUCCCCAUGCUUUCAAAUUCAUCGUCUCCAUGGCUGCCAGCUCUAGACAUGGCAUUUCUUCUGACCCUCAACAUUCAUCGUCCCAGCUGAUCCCUUCCAAUGUCGCCUCCGACUCCAGUUCCUUUCAGAAUUCACCAAGUGAAGUAGAAGCCAUUGAGGAAUACUUAGACAAGGUAAUAUACAGAUUUCGGUUCAUGGCGUUUUUGGGAGUUUUGGGGUCUUUGAUUGGGUCAGUUCUUUGUUUCAUCAAGGGCUGCACUUAUGUUGUACAGUCUUUCAUGGAAUACUCUGUAAAUCGCAGUAAAGUGAUCUGGUCGCUGGUUGAGGCCAUUGAUGUCUAUCUUUUGGGAACAGUGAUGUUGGUGUUUGGAAUGGGUCUUUAUGAGCUCUUUAUCAGCAAUCUCGACAUUGUGAAGUCUUCACAAGAGAAUAAACCUACUGACAGAUCAAAUCUUUUAGGCAUGUUCAUUCUGAAGGAACGACCAAAAUGGUUAGAUAUAACAACUGUGAACGAGCUGAAAACGAAGCUUGGCCAUGUCAUAGUGAUGCUACUUCUAAUUGGGUUGUUCGAGAAGACUAAGAAAGCAGUUAUACAAUCUCCUUUUGAUUUGCUCUGCUUUUCUGCCUCUGUCCUCCUUUCUUCUGGUUGCCUGUUUUUAUUGUCUAAGCUCAAUGAAUAGAAUUGAAAAUUCACGAUAGAUAGCUUGUGAAUACACGGUAUAUAUUUUUCACAGAGCUUGUGAAUGAAAUGUGUGUGUGUAAAGAACACCUAUGUGGUGAACAGUUUACUUUUAGUGGAGAUCAAAAUCUUAACCAUUCAAUUUCUAGCACAAUGUUGAAGUUUCUACAACAGAAUCGUCUACGGGACCAUGUGCCUGUUUUAAGCCACCAGAAAUGUUAAUAAAAUCAUGUCAUA
Prunus avium (sweet cherry) is the source of this 1201-nucleotide messenger RNA. RefSeq lists its product as uncharacterized. The record is from RefSeq and is a predicted model, not a curated record. Lineage: Eukaryota; Viridiplantae; Streptophyta; Magnoliopsida; Rosales; Rosaceae.